This is a messenger RNA of Rubroshorea leprosula, 753 nucleotides long. NCBI's taxonomy places the organism in Eukaryota, Viridiplantae, Streptophyta, Magnoliopsida, Malvales, Dipterocarpaceae. The record is from the annotation of a GenBank genome assembly.
AAUAUAAUAAAUAAGUUGAAUCAAAACCCCCAAUGUUAAAGUACGCAACCGUGUUUAAACGGAGGAUUGUGAGGUGCGCGUAUGCCCUUCCUCACUCCAAACCGAACCCCCGAACCCCGAUCUCUGCGUAGACCCGUUUUAGGUGGCUUCAUGGACUUGUUGGCUAGCCUUCCUUUGGUUUGAAUGUGUGCGAGGUAUCAUGUUUUUGCUCUGAAAAUUGUAUUGAGUGAAAGCUGAGGAUGGUUGCAAGCUCAUGUCGACUGUCAACUCUGUCGGUUUUGAAGUAUCUCUUGGAUUCGUGCCUGACGAAGAAGAGUUGCUCAUUCUGGCUUUGCUUCUGGAACCUGGGGUGUUUCUGCUAGGACAUGAUGAAUUUUCUGAAUUUUCCAUGCGGUAUUGGUGGAUCGAAAAGAACUCAGCCGCACGAUGGGCACCAAAUGUUAACACUAAAAAAUAGAAUAGAUGGUGUGGAACCAAGAUCUUUGUUGAUAGAGAGAAUUUACAAUGAAGAGAGAAUGAUGAUGGAAAAAUAAUUUGCCUCCUUAGGUUGAUCCUGAAGGUAUUUAUAGGAUGCUUAAAUAUAGUUAUUCUAGGAAUACAAUUUUAUUUAAUUGGUGUUUGGGGUAUUCUUAUUCUAGUGGGAUUUAUUCUAUUCAACUUUGAUAGGAUUAUCUCUAGAAUGUUUUCACGUGUCUUGAUUCUCAUGGGACUUGAUUUAGGGUAUAACACUUACCAUAAAGGUAGGGCUACUAU